UCCACUGUGAAACUCAGUGAGUACUUUGCCAAGCUCCUCACAUGCAAGGCUGAUGGCAUGAACUGGAUCUUCUUUCGUGACCACUUCCUUUUUGCUGUCGAUGCUGCAGGUCUGAGCAACCAUUUCAAGGAUGUUAUGACUGUGACAGAACUGACUGCACCAGCUGUGGUAGAUCCCAAGAAUCCCACAGCAGAUGAGACAAAGGCAAUGAAUGAGUCUGCAAACAGGUGCCAGAUUUGGAAGUCUGAGCAGGCCAUAAUCAAGCAGGGAAUCGCCUCAGUCAUUUUGGAUUCAUUAUUCUUGAAGGUGAAGGGUGAGAUGACAGUGAAAACGAUGUGGGAGAAGGUAAAGUUGGAGUAUGAGAAGAAAUCGAAGAUGGUCAUGGUUGGCCUG
Molecule: messenger RNA, 393 nt
Organism: Desarmillaria tabescens
Lineage: Eukaryota; Fungi; Basidiomycota; Agaricomycetes; Agaricales; Physalacriaceae
Exons: 1
Source: RefSeq, a predicted model, not a curated record